UGUUUUCUUUUUUGUAAUAUCAAGAUAUGGCCAUCUUCAACGUUCACCAUCCUUGGGCAUUUACUUUUGGGAUCUUAGGUAACAUUAUUUCCUUCCUCGUGUACUUAGCCCCUUUAACAACAUUUUAUCGAGUGUACAGAAAGAAAUCAACCGAAGGCUUCCAUUCACUGCCUUAUCUGGUAGCACUGUUUAGCUCGAUGGUAUGGUUGUACUACGCAUUAGUGAAAAAGGAUGCUAUGCUUCUCAUCACCAUCAACUCAUUCGGUUGUGUGAUAGAGAUGAUCUACAUCACCAUCUACAUCAUCUACGCACCAACCCAUGCUAGAAACUUAACCAUCAAGCUAUUUGGUUUCAUGAACAUAGCCAUGUUCUCUUUGAUCUUUCUUCUUACCCAAUUCGCUGUAAAACAUCCUUACCAAGCCCAAGUUCUCGGUUGGAUUUGUGUCGCCAUUUCCGUUUGUGUUUUUGCAGCACCUUUAAGCAUUGUGGCACAAGUUAUUCGAACAAGAAGUGUGGAGUUUAUGCCAUUUAACUUGUCAUUUUUCCUAACGUUGAGUGCUGUAAUGUGGUUCGGUUAUGGUGUGUUACUCAAGGACAUAUGCAUUGCUAUUCCAAACGUAGUGGGCUUCAUAUUGGGCCUCGUGCAGAUGUUAUUGUAUGGAAUCUACAGAAACCACAAAAAUGUUAUGGUUGAUGAGGAGAAGAAGGCUCAUGAUCAAAACCUUAAGAGCAUUGUAAUCUUAAGCUCGUUAGCCACUUGCGAAGUUCAUCCUGUGGAUGCUGAUACUGGUGACCAAGUGACUGUUAAUAUUGUUAAAAUUAAUAAUGAUCAUGAUUCAAACACUAAGGAACAUGAUGACCAAAAGAGUAUUACCACUACUACUGAUCAUCAUCAUCACCACCACCAAGACCAGAAGCAAGAGAAUGCAGUUUAACUAAUAUUUCCCUAUAUAUAGUUAAAUCCAUAUUUUGUCAACAUCAUCAUCAGCUGCAGCAGCAGCAUAUCUAUGUAAGAGUAGUUCAUUAUAAGGACCUUUGUAAUAAGCUCUAUGUAAUACGUUUUCCUUUUAAUAACUAUUUUUGUUUACUCUGCAUGUAAUGUUGUUAAUUAUACGAAAGUGUACUUUUGUUUAUAUAAAAAAAAAAUAGCACUUUUGCCCCCAACUAUUA
Molecule: messenger RNA, 1170 nt
Organism: Humulus lupulus (European hop)
Lineage: Eukaryota; Viridiplantae; Streptophyta; Magnoliopsida; Rosales; Cannabaceae
Product: bidirectional sugar transporter N3-like
Biological process (GO): carbohydrate transport
Cellular component (GO): membrane
Molecular function (GO): sugar transmembrane transporter activity
Source: RefSeq, a predicted model, not a curated record